UAUUGUGUUUGAGUAUAUCGCUCAGCCACAGGAGAGCAGUGUCCACUGAUGGACUUACUGACAUUGAAGUUGCUCCACCUCCAACUGGGCAGUAGCACAGGCACUGGAGGGCUCCCACCAGAUUCACUCAUCUCAGUUGUUUGAAUAAAGUGUUUCUUCUGUUUCAGCUUGAAUGAACUGACUUGCAACAUCAGCAGUGCAACUCUCCACCAUGAUGAAUCCUCCAACAGACUCUCUCUCUUCCUCCCCUCAGAAGAGAAAAAGAAGAAAAUCAGAGAGUGUGGAGGAAUUUCCUGUUCCUGUUGACGUUAACACACCUGAGAGGCUCAAGAAGAAGAAGAAGAAGGAGAAGAAAAGGAGACAAGAGGAUAAGCAGGAGGUCAGUCUUCCUCUUCCUCCAACUGCCUAUGAAGAGACAAAGAAACGGCAUAAGAAAAAGAAGGUGCAUGAGGAACAAGGAGGAGAAGAGGAGGAUGAGGUGGUGGUGGAGGAGGCAGUACAGGAGGAAGUGGCCGAGGAGGUGCAAGGCACUGUAUUAACCAGGGAAACAGAAAAGAGAAAGAAAAAGAAGAAACACAAGAAUAACGUGAGUGAGGCCAGCACCGUCACUGUGACAAAUCGGAGCAACAGAGAAUUUGACUCAUUGCUUUCUGUGGAGCAGAACACCAGAAUGGAGGAGGAAAAGGAAAUAAAGUCAGAAGUGGUGUCUCAUGAAAGCGAUAUUGUGGAAAAGAAGAAAAAGGUAAAUGAAGGAGAGAGGAAGAGCGAACAAAUGGAAGAGAAGAUGGGGAAGAAGAGCACAAUGAAAGGAAGAGCUGCUGAGAAGAGGAGGGGAGGACCAGCAGCUUUAGAAGAUCAGGCGGAUUGGGCCUUGGUAGAGGAGCUGCAAGAGUUUAUUCCAAAUGUAAAGGAAAAGUCGGCACAUGAGAUCUACAGACUGCUGCGAUAUGACCUGCACCGCUUCAAGAACUUCAAACAGCGAGGUAUUGCACUACAUCAUGGACGGUACACUCAGGAGGAGAUAGAGCAAAUCAGACAGAACGUGUCAGACUUCCUGGCUCUGACGGGCAUCAGCUCAGCCACUCAGCUUUUGUUUCCUCAGAGGUUUAAGGAGCAGGAGAAAGACAUCAGGAAGCUAAAAGCACAGCAUCACUUCAUGGAGAAGAUCGCUGAGGGGGUCCCUCGCACAUGUCAUCAAGUUUACACCCGAGCUGUGAAGCUCUUUGAUGACACAAACUACAAUGGAAGGUUCUCAGAGGAGGAGAUUCAUUCUCUGAUCAAGUUACAGAACUUCCAUGGUAACAAUUGGACAGCAAUCUCUAAAAAGAUGGACCGCAGUGUUUAUGCCUUAGAGAAACGCUUUGCCACCAUAGCUGCAGAGAAUGGGCCGUGGCGUUCAGAUGAAGUAUCCAAGUUGAAAUUGGCUGUGAAGGCUCGCCUGGAGGAUUUGGUCCAGCAGGGUCCUGCAGGGGCUGGUCUGACCAGAGAACAGCUAUGUAACAAUCUGCCCUGGAAGGAGAUCAGUCAGCGGGUUGGAACCAGAUCCUGGUGCCAGUGUCGCCUCAAGUGGUUUUCAAUCUUGAAAUCAAAGCUGUCUUCAGGUGGCAGCGUCUUCAACAGAAAGCCUGAUGGAAUUCGGGCAAAACUCAACCUCAUCAAAACAUUGUACAACAUGCAUGUGGAUGAUGCAGCAGAGAUCAACUGGGAUGAGGUUGCCAAGCUUGUUGGGUGAGGUCAAUGGUCACGAUGACAUCUGAGAUGACGUUAAUUCACAUUCAGUCUUCUCUGAAUCCCAGAGGUGUUCAAAGGCCCAAAUGACUUUGUACUGUUAUAUAGCAGUAGUAGUACCACCGUGUUCUAGUUGUAGUAGUAUUUUCCAUAAAUGACUCUCAUACUGGGCCACACGGUGGUGUAGUGGUUAGC
Molecule: messenger RNA, 1923 nt
Organism: Solea senegalensis (Senegalese sole)
Lineage: Eukaryota; Metazoa; Chordata; Actinopteri; Pleuronectiformes; Soleidae
Product: transcription termination factor 1-like
Exons: 8
Coding region: 212-1732 (506 amino acids)
Source: RefSeq, a predicted model, not a curated record